This is a messenger RNA of Prorocentrum cordatum, 564 nucleotides long. The record is from the annotation of a GenBank genome assembly. Lineage: Eukaryota; Dinophyceae; Prorocentrales; Prorocentraceae.
AUGUACGUGGCUCACAUGAGGGCAGGGCUGUCAACCGUGAUCUGCUUCCUCUGCCUCACUACCGCCUGCCGAGCACGGGCAGCGACGAUGGCGGCCAGCCAAAGUCUCGUCGGGGGCAACGCCGCCGAGGGGAGCGAGCCCAUUGCGAAGACUGGGCUCGCUGGAGCCCUCGCGGAGCUCCUGGCCAAGCGCAGCUACACCGGCGAGAAGGCGGCGGCGCGGGUGGCCGAGUCGGCCUUGAAGCGCCCAUACUACGAUCCUUCGCUGCAGGGGAGGCCGCGCCGGCAUGCGCGACUCCUUGCGGCCCUCGACGGCGCAGGCAUGCUCGAGUGGAGGCGGCAUGGAUCGCCCCGGGUAGGCCUGUUUACUGUUUGGAAAAAGAACGGCAAGCAAAGAUUGAUUGUCGACGCGCGUUUAUCCAACUUGUGUUUCGCCUCUCCUGAUCCGGUCGACCUGGCCACUGGCGGAUCGUUCGCGCCCCUCGAGGUUGACCCGGGGCCCCCAGUGUGCCUCGCCCAGGUCGACAUCCAGGAUGCUUUUUUACCACCUCCUCCUCCCUCCUGA